This is a messenger RNA of Chaetomium fimeti, 5888 nucleotides long. RefSeq names its product Dopey, N-terminal-domain-containing protein. The transcript is spliced from 6 exons. Gene Ontology annotation, cellular component: endosome; trans-Golgi network. Lineage: Eukaryota; Fungi; Ascomycota; Sordariomycetes; Sordariales; Chaetomiaceae. The record is from RefSeq and is a predicted model, not a curated record. Bases 148 to 5832 code for a protein of 1894 amino acids. Gene Ontology annotation, biological process: Golgi to endosome transport.
GUUGUUCCCCAAAUCGACAACCUGGAACCUUCAACUUACGCGGACUGUUCUCCGGCCACCUACCGAGUCGCGACAUCUCGAUACCCGGAUCCGAACCGGCAAUGACCCCGGCCAACGAUCGCAUACCGGGAAAACUCCUGUUUAGCCAUGGCGCUUGAGCCCGGCCGCCGGUCUGUCUCCCCAGACAGCUCUGGCGGCGACUCGCCCGUGCCACGCCAGUGGAGGAACCAGUUGGGGGCAGAGGACGCACCUCCCAAAGACAAACAUCACCGCAAAUAUGCGAGCGGCAUCGAGAGGGCUCUGUCCCUCUUUGACACGGCACUACAAGAAUGGGCCGAUUACAUAUCCUUCUUGAACCGACUGCUUAAGGCACUGCAAGCUCGGCCGUCAUCCGUCUCUACUAUCCCCUCCAAGACGACCGUCGCAAAACGAUUAUCGCAAUGUCUGAACCCCUCACUCCCAUCCGGCGUCCACCAGAAGGCCCUCGAGGUUUAUAAUUAUAUCUUCUCCGUUAUUGGCAAAGACGGAUUGUCCAGGGACUUGCCCUUGUACUUCCCGGGCCUUGCUACGGUCUUGUCCUUCGCCUCGCUCACCGUCCGCGCCCCCUUUCUCGACCUCCUUGAACGCUACUUCUUGGACCUCGACCCUCGCUCGUUGCGGCCAGCCAUGAAAUCCGUCGUCCUUGCGCUGCUACCCGGACUAGAGGAGGAGACAAGUGAGGACUUCGAUCGCACCCUGAGGCUUGUUGAGCGGUUCAAGGCCGCCAUCCGUCCUGCUGCAAGUCAUGAUAUUACGGAAGCUCACUCCUCGGGGGAUGACUUUUUCUGGCAGUGCUUCUUCCUAGCUUCCAUUACCGGCCAUACCCGGAGAACAGGUGCAUUAGCCUACCUCCUGCGCUCCCUGCCGCGCCUAGGCCAUGCGCUGCAGCCGGACUCGACUAAGGCAACGUCCGAUAUGGAGACAUCUACUAAACUCUCCCAACUCGUUACAUCUCCAGAACCUGGACUGCUCAUACGUUGCUUUGCCGCUGGUCUCGCCGAUGAGCAACUUCUCAUUCAGAGAGGUUAUCUAGACCUGCUUGUCACCCAUCUUCCGUUACACUCAGAAGUCCUCCAAGCCAAAGCCAAAGGCGGCGAUCUGGAGCUGCUCCUACGGGCGGCCGCUGGGGUGACAGUGCGCCGAGAUAUGAGCUUAAACAGGCGGUUGUGGUCCUGGUUACUCGGCCCUGAGCCGCCUGCCUCUGCUGAGCACGAUAACGGACCUGAGUCCCCUACCUCCACUUCCACCCAUGCCCACGGCUUCUUCUCCUCAAGAACAAACUACUUUGAGGAAUUUGGUCUGCAACCGCUUACACGAGCGUUGCUUGCCCUAGUCACUUCGGACACUGGCGGUAAUCCCUCCGAGAGGGCAAAACCGUACCGCAUUUGCCUGUCGCUGAUGGACAGGUGGGAAAUUGGAGGGCUGGUUGUGCCGGAGCUCUUCCUCCCCAUCGUGGAUAGCGUGAGGGAGUACAAGACGAAGGCAGCGAGCAAAGCAGACUUCUCCGAGGUUUUGCGCAGUGCCAGCGUGUUUUUCGACGGCGUUGAGAGUGGGUUGAUCUACGGCGAAAUACUGGCCCUAAUGGUACAGGCCGUCGGCCCCGGCGGUGACCUCUCCGUCACGGAACGUAGAGGGAAGCUCGACCUGAUCCAAUUCGUACUGACAAAUUUCAACGUCAGGGAAGAGGAGAUGAUCACCAUUCACGCCCCUCUUACCGCGCUCUCCAUUCUGUGCAUGGUCGAAGAAGCUCACGGUCGUGGCAAGCAUGGGGAUACCUCAACUCCUCUAGAUGCUUCCUUGUCUGAGGUAGCCCUGAACAUCGCUGGGAGCUUACUCGACCUGGUUCCGGAACGGGCAUUCCCAACAGAAACAACGACGGAGUCUACUUUAUCAGCCGAGUCAACGACCCUGGCAGCCUCGCCUAGCACAGAGCUGCUCAAGAAGAUCAGGACGUUUUAUGUGACCGACCAGGGCAGUCUAGAAGCGGCGUCACCCCCCUUUAACUCACAGCACCUAGCUCAGCUUCUCCUACAAAAGGCAUGCGAUCUCGUCUGCUCGUCCCUGGAUCGACGGGAACCCGGGGCAGAGAUGGCUGUGAAGACCAAAGUCCUUGUCCUGCUCCUGCCAAAACUUCCGCAGGCGUUGUCAUUCGACACUAACAAGCUUCUCUCUGCGCUUCAUGACUGCCUCGUAGCCGACGAGCCGAUACCGUUCGCCGUAUAUUCUUCCAUUCUCUCACUCUCAUCGCACAUGUGCUCCGCAAACAGGAUAACCGCAAUCGAGCUCUCGGACCUUGUCGUGCCACUUGUGCGCCACGCAUGGGCGUAUCUCUCAGCAGCCGAGCCAAAGUAUCAUGUCGAGACGACCCGCAGUCUUUGGCUGCUCCAGAGCGCUCUCACUUCUUCGAACCGGGACAUCGAGGCCGCCAUUUGCGCCCUGAUGCUUCAAAACGAUACCGCGGGCACGUUCGCUCAGCGCCCCGCGGAUCCCGGCAGGAGUUUCUGUGUUCUUUGGACACACACUCUUCAGGAUAAUCCUCCUGGGCUGGAGCGAAGGGGUUCUAAAACGACGAAUGGUGACACCAAGGCGCAAACUCGUCUGGCCGGGAUGGACAACUACGAAGUCAUGCUGACUCGGCCUCUGUUUCUGAUGCUCGACGCCCUCACCGACGAGCGGACGCAGCUCUUCAUGACUGUCAAAACUUGGCUCAAUAGUCUCAUCGGGAUGGACAAGCUCUUUGCAAUUUUCGUCACGAAAUUCGCCGAGCUGCCAUUCCUUGGGCGAGAAGAGUCCAAGUCGGCUUCGACCCAGUACACAGAGGACGACGACCUUAGUCUAGCCUUGUAUUAUGUCCGCUCCUUAUCUACCGUUUUGCGCUGGGCGCCCGAAGCGGCCUGGGCAGUUCUUGCAAAGAGGUUUGUCCGGUCGGACGCUUACCAUCCACCACUCUCAGGAAUUACUGGAACGGACGGCGACGUCGCACUCCAGGAGUUGUUCCUUCGCGUCUGCCUGCAAUGCAUGGCCUAUGAUAAGGUUCCUGGCGAAGAAGGAUCGGAGGCGAGGGCGACACAGCUUCACCGCGCUGCCCUAACCGCCCUUCAUCAGAUCCUCCUUAAUCCAUUUGCCGAACAAUUCGCAAAACUCCACCUCGAAAACAUUCUGGUCGGAAAACUCCAGCAGUCUCUUAGCGGUCCUGACCCCUACGUGCAAGUCUUGCUUCUGGAUGUGGUUUACGCCGCUCUCAAGCUCCGAGAGUUGGUACCCGCGGAGCCACCUACUUCUCCUGCCGGCCACGAAAAGCGUCUAGGACAACUAGAAGCGGCAAGAAGCUCCAGAGCAUCUCUAAUUGAGAAACACAUGGUCAUGCAACCGCCGCCCCCAGCGUUACUCAAAUGCAUUCUAGCCGGGCUCAGCUCGCCAAGCAGUAGGCCUGUCUUGGAUAGUUGGGUUGGCUUCCUUACCGAGUGCUUGCCGCUCUACACAGACUCCGUCUUCCAGGUCUUGAUCCCCCUUGUGGAGACCCUCUGCCGCCAAAUCGGGAACACCUUCAAUAGUCUCCAGCGCUUAUUCCGAGCUUCGGAUCAAACACUGUCGCAUGGUGCCGCCGGGCCCGAAACUACGUUGAUCUCUCUUCUGAACGGCCUCGAGCAGGUUCUGGCCAGAGGGCACGACAGGCUACUGGCUGAAGAGGCCAGAGUCCAGGUUGUCAAGAGUCCAGACCAGCCUCAAGGCUUUUUCGGAAACAUGGUGUCGGGCGUGUUCUCGUCUGACGCGCCGCAAGCGCGGAGCGCCACCGCCAAUGACAGGCUUACCGUGCUGCUCGCGUUCCAGGACGCUGUCCGCAUGUGCUUCACCAUUUGGUCGUGGGGACAGGGACGAGACGCGGCAGGGCAGGACGCCACGUCGGGAGCAUCCCUUAACUAUACAUCGCUGCGCAUGCGGAACCGGGCGAGGAGAUUGCUAGAGCAUCUCUUCGCCGCAGAGACACUCGAGUGUCUGGAGACGGUGAUCGGGAUCUGGCGAGGGGCGCUGGAUAGCGCCGACGUGUCCAAGGCCGCCGAGGUGUUCAACCUGCUCCCGGCGCUGGACGGAUCGCGGCCGAAACACACGAUCCCCGCCCUAUUCAACGCCAUCUACAGCCGGACCAACCCGAGCGUGCUAGACCCGUCGAGGAGGUCGACCCUCACGAUCGAACUGCAGGACACGGACCUCGUCAUCUUCCUAGUGGACUACACCCGGUCUCUGGAGGACGACACCAUGGAUGAGAUAUGGCAGGACUGCACGGCGUUCCUCAGGGAUAUCUUGGGCAACCCGUUCCCGCAUCGGCAGACGCUGCCGAGCCUGCUCGAAUUUGCGGCUAUUCUGGGCGAGAAGGUGGACAAUACCAAUUUCGGCGAGCAGCGCAAGAUGCGCCGGGACUUGGCAGAUUUGUUCCUGCGGCUACUUACAGCCAUCUUCACCACUCGUCCAACCAGCUUCGACAGUUCGGGCUCCUCAGGAGCUAUCUCCGAGAAACCGUUGAACACAACUCCUCGACAACCACCCGUGAGACUACCAGCAGAGCGAGCCGACGAUGUAGUCGGCAUCCUCGCCACCAUCGUGCCCAACCUUCCCAAGAUCCUAGUCGAGAACGACCGCAUCCUCACCGCAGCAACGGCCGUCUCGACCAACGUCAUCGCCCCGGCCCUCCGCGCCAAGUCCUUCCCCGACACCGUCUCCAAGACCAUGCUCGCGCUCCUCCAAGAACUCUCCCGCCUCCCGAACAACCAAAAGUCGUGGAAAAAAGACAUCUCCGACGCCUUCAACGACGCGCGCUUCUUCGGCUCCAACCUCGCGCUCGUGCACACGGGGUGGCUGCCCCUCCUCAAGCAAUGGACGGUGGCGGACAAGGAGCGCAUGCCAGAUCUACUAUCCCGCCUAACACCGCCGACGACGGCGGGGAUCGUGUUCGGGGUGGGCGCGACGUCGGCGCGGCUCGAGGCGGACCGCAAGACACAACUCACCCUCCGGCGCGCGGCCGCGCUGGUUUUGGCGUGCGGGCCCGACGCCUUCGUCGCCGACCUGCCGGCCGUCGCCGAGAAGCUGGCGGAACUGCUGGGCGCGAGCGCGACGUCGUCGCCCUCGUCCACCACCCGCGCCGAGGUCUACAUGCUGCUGCGCGCGCUCGUGCUGCGCACCUCGGCCGUGCACCUGGCGCCGCUCUGGCCGGCUGUGAAUGCGGAGCUGCAUGCCGCUGUGGCUUCCGUCGUCGCGCCUGAUCAUAGCCCGGCCUCGGACACGUACGGCAAUGCCUCGGUCAUGCAAGCCUGCAAGCUGCUCGACCUGCUCGUGUGUGUUGCGCCGGACGAGUUCCAGCUGCACGAGUGGCUGUUUGUCACGGACACUGUCGAUGCCGUCUACCGCCCGCAGUUUGGCAGCGGCGGGUACCAGCCCGUGGCGUUGGUGGAUGAGGUGUGUGAGGAGCUGGGCGCGGUCGGGUCCGGGGCGGGGAGCUCGGGCGAGACGGCGGCGCAAGCGGCGGCGACGGCGGCCUCGUCGUCGUCAACGUCGGGCGGGUUGGCCACGUCCGGGCUGAGGCGGCCGUUGUUGGGCACGGCCGGGGGGAUCAGUGAUGAUGUGGGGUUGGAGAGGAAGGAUGAGCUCGUGGCCAAGGUGCUUAGGCCCUUCUUUGGGCAGCUGAGUAUCUAUGCGUUCGAGUCGACGUAUGCGAUGGCGCCGGUGGACUGGGAAGGGUGCGUGGCGGGGUUGGUGAAGGACUUAUUUGAUGAGCGGAGCAUUGUAAGGGGUUUGUAGUCGUAGCGCGGCGUGGUGUGGUAUGGCAUCGCAUGUCUAGAUGGGGUUUAAUAUGA